Messenger RNA from Miniopterus natalensis, 344 nucleotides. RefSeq names its product S100 calcium binding protein A8 (gene S100A8). Gene Ontology annotation, biological process: endothelial cell migration; leukocyte migration involved in inflammatory response; neutrophil chemotaxis. Lineage: Eukaryota; Metazoa; Chordata; Mammalia; Chiroptera; Miniopteridae. Gene Ontology annotation, cellular component: extracellular exosome; cytoplasm. The record is from RefSeq and is a predicted model, not a curated record. Gene Ontology annotation, molecular function: calcium ion binding; calcium-dependent protein binding.
CCUGGUAUCCUGUCAACUCUGUCAACUGUCAGCUCGGUUUCAGGAAGACCUGGUGAGACAAAUCCUCGGGCACCAUGCUGACGGAAAUGGAAAACACCUUGAACAACUUCAUUGAAAUCUACCACAAGUACUCCCUGGCGCAAGGGAGCCCCCACGCCCUCUACAGGGAUGACUUGAAGAAGCUGCUAGAGGCCGAGUGCCCUCAGUACAUGAAGAAAAAAGAUGCCAACACCUGGUUCAGGGAGCUGGAUAUCAAUAAAGAUAAUGCGAUCAACUUCGAGGAGUUCCUGAUAAUGGUGAUCAAGAUGGGCGUGGAGGCCCACGAAGACAUCCACAAGGAGUAG